Molecule: messenger RNA, 186 nt
Organism: Cladocopium goreaui
Lineage: Eukaryota; Dinophyceae; Suessiales; Symbiodiniaceae
Source: the annotation of a GenBank genome assembly
AUGCCGCCGAUGCCUGCAGCAAUGCUUCCACCUGGACUUCAGGAGGAAGAACCCUUCGCAGCCUUGAUCUUCCCUGGCUUCGACUCUUCCGCCUUCAUUUGGCAGAUCACCUGCUGGCAGGCUGAAGGGACCCCUGGAGCAACCAAGCCUAGGCGGCACAUGAUCAUGGCUGGGUUGAUUGGGUGA